Molecule: messenger RNA, 822 nt
Organism: Rotaria socialis
Lineage: Eukaryota; Metazoa; Rotifera; Eurotatoria; Philodinida; Philodinidae
Source: the annotation of a GenBank genome assembly
AUGACGGAUUUUGUGGAAGAAUCAUUUACAGUUAUUUCACCACGUUAUCAACAUAAAUUGUCAUGUAUUUUCCAUCGAAAACAUUCUCCGUAUAUUGAUAAUCAAAAUAGAGAACAUCUGGUUAUUAUAUGUCAUGGUUAUAUGUCACAUAAAAAUGCACUUUUUCUUCCACAACUAUCUCGUGAUAUAUCAAAAUCGGCUGCAAAUCAAUUCCAUUCAGUUCGCUUUGAUUUCCAUGGUUGUGGUGAAUCAACUGGACGAGACCUAUGGGACUAUGGAGGAUAUGAAGACGAAGCUAAAGAUGAUCUUCGAUAUGUGGUUGAAUAUUUACGUAGUAGAAGUAAAAAGUAUUUUAUUCGAGCUCUUAUAGGACAUUCACGAGCUGGAACAACGGUUUUACUUUAUUCUCUAUAUUAUGAUGAUAUACCGAUUGUUGUUAAUAUAGCUGGACGUUAUCGACUGGAACGCGGUAUAAAGGAAAGAUUUUCUAAAAAACAAUUAGAUGAACUUGAAAAAAAAGGUUCAUUUAUAAUUUAUACCAAUGAUAAUGGAAAUUUUCGUAUAACAAAACAAGCAAUAGAACGUCGAAAAAAUCUUGAUUUAAGCCAAAUCGAAAAAAUUCGUCAAGCAAAAGUUUUAAAUAUUUGGGGUGAUCAUGAUGAUGUUAUGCCUGGUGAUGAAAUAUAUCUCUUUCAUGAACAAUUGAAAAAUACAAAAAAAUCUGAAAUGAUCAUAGUCUCAGAUGCUGAUCAUUGCUUUACAGGCAAAGAACAACAAUUAAUUAACAUAAUUCAACAAUGGAUUCAGCAAUCAAUCGAUUGA